AUGGAUGAGGAAACUCUUCGGCGACUUAUAACAGAACACGAUGGUGUUGAAUUCGCACCAACAGCUGAAAUGAUGAUGAUGAAUUCAGCAGCAGCAAAUGAUAAUGAUGCAUCUGAUUUAGAUUUACCAGGCUUUUUAAUUCAGCAACCACGACCACAAGAAACUACAGUUCGCGCCAAUCAACCUGUUGUUACAUCAACAAGAGCGUAUAAAGGUAGUGGUGGUGAUGGUGAUGAUGAUGAUUUAUUGCUUGAGGAUGAAACUUUUCUUGAACGUAUUAUUGCAUUGAGAGAAAUGUUUCCAGAAGCACUUCAAAAUGCUGUUGGAGCAUUAAAUCGUAUGACGAUUGAAGCAACUAAACUUGCUUUUAACAAAGGUCGUACAGCAAGUUGGUGGUUAACUUCAACUAUGUGUGUGCUCGUUUUCCCGAUUCUCAUUCAAAAAGAAUUAUUACAAGUCGCCGAACAAAUCAGUCGUGAACAGCGAUCAAUUCUUCUCGGUCCACAGGCAGCCACAGGUGCGAUUAGUGGUGCUGCUUUCUAA
Rotaria socialis is the source of this 543-nucleotide messenger RNA. NCBI's taxonomy places the organism in Eukaryota, Metazoa, Rotifera, Eurotatoria, Philodinida, Philodinidae. The record is from the annotation of a GenBank genome assembly.